GACCUUCUCCAUGUCCCUUCUCUCACUUUGCUUGCUUCUUCAUUUCUUAUUAGCAAAGUGCUUAAGUCCCCUUGUCCCAGCUUUGUACAUAUUUGGAGAUUCACUUGUAGACAGUGGCAACAAUAAUCAUCUUCCCACAAGUGCGAAAGUGAACUUUAAACCAUAUGGCAUAGACUUCCCAGAAGGUCCAACAGGAAGAUUCACUAAUGGCAAGACUUCUGUAGAUUUUAUAGCUGAGUUUCUUGGGUUGCCUUUAGUUCCUCCAUACAAUGGUCUUUCAGUGGCUCAAAAGAGCGAGACAAUAACCGGAAUCAAUUAUGCAUCAGGAUCAGCUGGUAUCCUUCGAGAAACAGGAUCUGCACUGGGGAAGAAUUUAGCCUUAGAGGUACAAGUUGAGUUGUUCAAAGAAACUGUUAACAAUUACUUGCCAAAGAACUUCAAAACCAAGGAUCAGCUCUUGCAGUACUUAUCCAAAUCCAUUUUUGUGGUAUGCAUAGGAGGCAAUGACUAUAUCAACAACUAUAUACUACCGGCGCAAUACAACAGUAGUCGCCUAUAUCCCCCGGAACAAUAUGCAGGCAUUCUCUUAAAAGAAUUCAAACAACAUUUACAGGACAUUUAUAAUUUGGGAGCAAGGAAAUUUUUGGUAUUCAACAUCAGCCCAAUUGGGUGUAUACCAGCUAUGUUAAAAUUAAAAAAUCUUACAUUUGGAUGUGCCAAUGAUAUAAACCAGUUGGUAUCCCCCUACAAUGAGGGAUUUCCCAAUAUGUUACAAGAGCUGAGCACUACUCUUCAUGGCUCAACCUUUGUCCAUGGAAACAUUAAUUUUCCAUUAAGCCAUUUCUUGAACCACAAUCCUUUUAAAAAUGGGUUUAUUAGUGCAAACCCAUGUUGUAUCACAAACGAUGAAACUCAUCAAUGCCUUGAAGAUGAAGAACCUUGCAAUGAUAGAACUACACAUAUCUUCUGGGAUGCAGUUCAUCCAACACAACCUGUGAACUUGCUGCUUGCAACUAGUUGCUUCUAUGGUCUUCUGCCAUGUACUCCAAUAAAUGUGCUGGAGCUUGCACUGAAACAAGAAGGCACAUCUUCUCAGCAGGAUCAUUUUUCAUCUUAAAAGUAUUUAAUUGUUUGGAAGGUAUGAAAGGAACUAAAUUUGUAUUUUUUUGGGUCAGAAUGAAAUAAUAAAUUGUUGCAUCAAUCCAUUUGAUAUUA
This is a messenger RNA of Macadamia integrifolia, 1215 nucleotides long. RefSeq names its product GDSL esterase/lipase 7-like. The coding region runs from base 11 to 1117 and encodes 368 amino acids. The transcript is spliced from 5 exons. Lineage: Eukaryota; Viridiplantae; Streptophyta; Magnoliopsida; Proteales; Proteaceae. Gene Ontology annotation, molecular function: hydrolase activity, acting on ester bonds. The record is from RefSeq and is a predicted model, not a curated record.